Scleropages formosus (Asian bonytongue) is the source of this 1639-nucleotide messenger RNA. It is a transcript of the gene capgb, whose product is annotated as capping protein (actin filament), gelsolin-like b. Gene Ontology annotation, cellular component: actin cytoskeleton; cytoplasm. Bases 146 to 1183 code for a protein of 345 amino acids. The record is from RefSeq and is a predicted model, not a curated record. The transcript is spliced from 10 exons. Lineage: Eukaryota; Metazoa; Chordata; Actinopteri; Osteoglossiformes; Osteoglossidae. Gene Ontology annotation, biological process: cell projection assembly; actin filament severing; barbed-end actin filament capping. Gene Ontology annotation, molecular function: phosphatidylinositol-4,5-bisphosphate binding; actin filament binding.
CCUUGUCAAGGUCGUGUUGCAGCCAAGGGGUGGGUUUCCUGCAGCUCCGAGACCUGAGGCAGGAAGUCUGCAAAACAUGGCUCUUUGUGCCACCCGUUUCCUUGUUCAGCACUGAUCUGCACACGACCUCCUCGGGACAUCAAGAAUGCUUCCUUUCCAGGCUGCCCCGGGGCAGUUUGGCCCAGAGGCACGAGAGCCGGGGCUGAGGUGCUGGCGGGUAGAGAAGAUGAAGGCCGUGCCGCUGGAGCCCUCGGAGCUCGGUGCAUUCUUCAAUGGGGACUCAUACCUGGUGCUGCAUAAUCGCGGCGAAGAGGGUGCAGACCUGCACAUGUGGAUCGGUGAGAAGUCGUCUCGUGAUGAGCAGGUGGCCUGCGCCAUGUUGGCCACGCAGCUGGACAACUUCCUGGGAGGAGACCCCAUCCAGCACCGCCAGGUGCAGGGUUACGAGUCCUCCGAGUUCAUGAGCCUUUUCCCCAGAGGAGUCACUUACAAGGAGGGUGGUGUCGAGUCGGGUUUCCGGAAGAGCCAGUCUGGCUGCGGCCCAGUUCACAGGCUCUACCAGAUCAAGGGCAAGCGCAACAUCAGGGCUAAGGAGGUCGAGCUCAGUUGGGAGAGCUUCAACAAAGGAGAUUGCUUCAUCCUGGACCUGGGCGAGACGAUUGUGUCCUGGGUUGGAUCCCAAGCAAACAUCUUCGAGAAGCAGAAGGUGCGCGAGAUCGCCACUCUGAUCCGUGACACAGAGAGACAUGGCAAGGCCCAGAUCACUAACGUCAGCGAAGGGGAGGAGACAACAGAAAUGCUGGAGGUUUUGGGUCCAGUCCCCGACCUGAAAGACAGCACUCCAGAAGAGGAUAGCAGAGCUGAUGCCUCGAACUCUGCCUCCCUGUACAAGGUGUCUGAUGCCACGGGUUUGAUGAAGCUGACCAAGGUGUCUGAUAAAAGCCCAUUUCCAAGGGACCUCCUGCUGCGCGACGACUGCUUCAUACUGGACAAUGGGGCCAACGGCAAGAUCUUUGUGUGGAAAGGCAGUGGCGCCAAUGCCGAGGAGAAGAGGGAGGCUCUCAAGAUGGCCGAUGGCUUCAUCGAGAAGAUGAAUUACCCCCGCAUGAAGACGCAGGUGGAGAUCAUCCCACAAGGCCGAGAACGGGUCAUCUUCAAGCAGUUCUUUCAGGACUGGAACUAACUCCCUGGCCUCCUGCUCCUCCUCUGGGUCAUGGCUCUUUUAUGCUCCUGCAGUAAAGCACAGUGCUUUGCUUUCCAAAGGUUGCACCCGGAAAAGCAAUUUCCAUACAAUAAGUUAAAACUCGGCGGAAUGUCAGGGAAGAGCCCGAGACGUAAUUUGACCCAUUAACAGUUUAAUGCCAAUAAUUUGAAAAUGCAGAGCUUUAAAAGGUACAAAGAGCACCAACGUUAACAGUCAAGAGUUAGUCCAAAAGCUCUAAAGAUCAAAUGAAAGAAAAAUGAAUGUAAUUAUGUUCCCACGUCAACGCCUGCUGUUCUAAAGUUAGAUUGAGACCUGACAGAGGGUCCCCUACUGUCGACUCUUUAUCCGAUACCAGCUCGGCCAGUUGCUUUUUUUAAUUGUCAAUGAACAUUUCGGAGUUCACGCAAACACUUUGCAGCACAGCAACCCGAAGCA